AAUGCAUCUGCUGUAUAAGUGAGAGAGCUGCCGAUGAGGAAAGUUACCAGCGGUUAGGCGAGUCAUGCAGCGGCAAAUGCAUGACAGGACGAGGCCACCUCGCUAAGCUCAGACCCAGCGAGCUGGCGACGUCGCAGACCCUAGGACGACUCCCCCGCAGCUCUGGGGUACCCCAUAUGCCAAGCCGAUGCCAAGUGCGAUGGCAGCGAUCGAGGUAUAAACCCUGCCUCGCUCUGGCUGUGUGUUCUGAAUCAUAGCCUCCAGCAUCUAUCCACCUCACUAUGACCAUCCUCACCACCCUGGCUGCCCUCCCCCGGGAGAUCGGCUCCACAUUGCGGAUGAAGCCCAUCCAGGCGUUGAUUUGGCUGGCCUGCUGGUCCUGCUGGACGCUGGGCUCCUUGCAAUACUAUGCGCUGCCGUUCACCCUCAGCGAUGUGGCCGAAUACCUGGACGUUGCGCAGUCGAAUGUCUCGGAGGCCAACACGACCACGAUGAUCUCUCGGGCCGUCGGAGCCGUCAUCUUUGGCAUCCUGUCCGACCAGUACGGGCGGAAGAUUCCCUUGCUGAUUGAUCUGGUUCUCAUGGGCGGAUUCACCGUGGCGACGGGGUUCUCUCAGACCUUUCCCCAGCUGAUCGGGUUCCGCUUUUUGUUUGGCGUGGCCUACGGUGGCACAUAUGGUCUGGUCAUGGCGACAGUGCUGGAAGCCGUCCCUGAGAAGGCUCGUGGCGUUGUGGCAGGAUUCACGCAGCAAGGCUUCUCAGCGGGAUACCUUUUUGCCUCGGGGCUCCAUCUGGCUAUGAAUCCCUACGGCUGGCGCUCCCUCUUCUGGCUCUGUGCGGGUCUUACCCUACCCGUGGGUAUCCUGCAUGCCGUGACUCCCUACUACAGCGUCGCCUCCGCCGUCCAAGACGAAGAAAAUGGUACCGGAGCGCAAGGCCCCCGAGCGGCAGUGGGCGGAAACCUCCCCUUUCUCAAGAAAGUGACCUACGUGCUCCGCUACCACUACAAAGCCUUCAUCUACGCCUGCUGCCUGACCAGUUGCCUCGCCACCAUGGGCCACGGCACCAUGGAUCUAUACCCCACCUUCCUCGUCACCCAACGCAAGCUGAAUAUCCUCGAGGAAACCUGGGUGACCUGUAUCCUCCAGAUCGGCGGCAUCCUGGGCGGUGUCGUCGGCGGAUUCCUCUCACACAAGUUGAGUGCGAAAUGGGUCGCUGCGGGUGCCGGCCUCCUGGUCGCGCCCUGGCUCCCACUCUGGGUUCUCCCGACGAGCUGGAACCUCCUUGCCCUGGGGGCCUUCUUCCUGCAGUUCUUCUACGGCGCUGCGAUCGGCAACCUAGGGAAUCUACUGCAGCAACUCUGCCCGCAUCCCGGCAUCCGCGCCGCCUUUACGGGGGUGGCGUAUAACAUUGGAAAUGCAGUUUCGUCGGUCGCGCCCACGAUCGAGACGGCCUUGGGCGAGAGGUUCCCGACGAAGGAUGGAUCACCCGACUAUGCACGCACCCAGAUGAUUCUAGUGGGAAUUGUGAUCUUCCUCCUGGUGCUUACUUUAACUCUGAUGCCGCUGAAUCGGUUGAAUAAGAGCUGGGAUCGCGAGGAUCCGAAUACCCAGAUCCCGACGACGCAUCCGGAGAUGGAGGUACUGGAUAAGCCGGAUGUCAAGGGGCAGGACGGAGAACGGGGUGGGUCAACUCAUGUGGAGGACGUGAAGACUUGAUCAUUCUGGGAUCCCAUGAUGCAUGAUCGGGUACUGUUCCAUAAAUCUCUGUCAAUGGGAUGUGUGGUCUCUUGUUAGGGUAUGCUAUGGUGUUAGGCGUUGUCUUCGACGAU
This is a messenger RNA of Aspergillus ibericus CBS 121593, 1831 nucleotides long. Its product is annotated as MFS general substrate transporter. Bases 282 to 1718 code for a protein of 478 amino acids. NCBI's taxonomy places the organism in Eukaryota, Fungi, Ascomycota, Eurotiomycetes, Eurotiales, Aspergillaceae. Gene Ontology annotation, cellular component: plasma membrane. Gene Ontology annotation, molecular function: carboxylic acid transmembrane transporter activity. Gene Ontology annotation, biological process: carboxylic acid transport; transmembrane transport. The record is from RefSeq and is a predicted model, not a curated record. The transcript is spliced from 4 exons.